This is a messenger RNA of Naegleria gruberi, 543 nucleotides long. RefSeq lists its product as uncharacterized. Gene Ontology annotation, molecular function: calcium ion binding. Gene Ontology annotation, cellular component: cytoplasm. The record is from RefSeq and is a predicted model, not a curated record. Bases 1 to 543 code for a protein of 180 amino acids. Lineage: Eukaryota; Heterolobosea; Eutetramitea; Acrasida; Naegleriidae. The transcript has 2 exons.
AUGAAGAAAAAACAAAGCUACAUUGCACCAACUUCAAAAGCUGAAUCAACGGUGCUUGGUCAUCAAGUUUCGGACGAAGAUGUAAGAAGAUAUAGAGAAAUUUUUCAACUUGUCGAUAGAGAUGGAGGUGGAUCAAUCGAACAGGAAGAAUUAGGUACAUUAAUGAGAACAUUGGGAUUGAAGCCUUCGGAGGAAGAAAUUCAGGAAAUGAUGAAGGAAGCUGAUGCUGAUAAUUCAGGAGCUAUUGAUUUUGAGGAAUUUGUUGCUGUCAUGUCGAGAAGUGUUCAAUCACAAUACACAGUUGAUCAAUAUAUUAAUGCAUUUAAAACUUUUGAAACCGAGGAUUGCCCUUAUGGUGUAGUAAGAACCAAAACUUUGGAACAUGCUCUGACAACUUAUGGAGACAACCCAAUCACUCUACAGGAAGCAACCGAAUUGCUUGCUAAUGUUGACCCAGAAAAUACAGGAAAAAUCAAUUACAUUAACUACAUCAAUAUGUUGGCAGUUCAAAAUGGAGGAAAUGUAGCCAAUAAUAACCAAUAA